AUGAAAUACUCAAUAGAUGUAGAAUAAAUUCUACAUAAAAGUUUUAGUAAGACUACUAUAGGAUUAUCAUUAGCAGGAGUUGCAACAUUAGUUCUUUCCGGCAUAUUUGUGAAGAGAAAAGUUAAAGCUUUAGAGAAACUAUCACCUGACUAAAGCUUAGGUUUAAUAACGAUAAACAAAAAACCACCAGGUCUUGUUAAUUUUGGGAAUACAUGCUUUGUCAAUUCUGUUUUACAGGCUUUAGCAAGUAUGCCUAAAUUCAUUAAAAACCUUGAGGAAUUGUGCUAAUAUGAUGAUGUUAAAGAAACUAAAGAUAGAAAUGGAAAUGGCAAAAAAGAUAAUAAAAAAAUAAAUAUAAUUAAAAAGAAAAAGAAUAAAGUACUUGGAAUCAAAGAGCAAUCUCACCUAAUUUGCAAGGAGUUAUUAAAUAUAUUACAUGUUCUCAAUGAUGAAAAUAUGGGUAACGAGGAUUUCUCUUUUUAACCACACAACCUCAUAAAUCUAUUGGAAGAAACUAAUGAUUAUUUAUCGUUUAGAGAGUAAUAGGAUUCUCAUGAAGUAUUAAAGCUUAUUAUAAAUUGUUUUGAGGAUACUCUUAAAAAGGGAAAUUACUAGAAAUAUGAUUUAGUUAACAUUUCUAAAAAGGAGUUCACAUUGAGUAAUUCGUUAUUAGGUUAUAUGAAUACUUAUUUAUAGUGUGUUGCUUGUGAUAGAAAAUUUAAUAAUAGAAUAGAAGCAUUUUAUGAUUUAUCAUUAGAUAUUUUAGAUAGGUCUAUUUCCUCUCUUGAAGAUAGUAUUAAGCAUUAUUUUUAAGAGGAAUAUAUAGAUGAUGUUUAAUGUCUCAAUUGCUCUAUAAAUGUAUUUCUCAAAGAAAAAGAAAAUAAAGUAAAAUAUCUCACAGCUUAGUUCUAAAAAAAUAGUGACUCAAAUAUUUUAGCAUGCAUUUCGAAAAUAAAUGAAUAAAUCGAUUAUAUCAAAACUGUUGGAAAUAAAUCUCUGAUAGAAACUGAGGAUGUGGUAGGAGGAAUAACUAAAAUGAUUAGUGAGUAAAUAUAAGGAUUAAAAUAAGAAUACAAAACUUAAAUUCAAAGCCCAUUUUGUGUGCUAAAAAGAUAGAUUAAAAAGGUUUAAAAAAUCUCUAAAACUCCUCAAAUUUUAAUUUUGCAUCUUAAGAGACUAGUUAUAAAUCCAUAAACAGGUUAUCCUAUAAAGAUUGGCGAUUUCAUAAAAUUUGAUGAAUAAUUAAGAUUGGAUUAAACUCUUGGUCUUAAGAAAAAGGAAAAUAUUUAAACAUAUCAUUUAUCAUCUCUAAUAUCUCAUUUAGGAAGUGAUAACUUUGGACAUUAUGUAACUUUAAGAAGAGUUUGGCAUUAAAAUUAUCAACCAUAUAUAACUGAAGAAGUUAAUAAAACAUAGUAUACUAAAUCUCUUUGGUAUUUAACAUCAGAUAGAGAAAUUAGAUAUAUUGAAAAAGCUGAUGUAUUAAAAGUGAGAGCAUAUAUUCUUUUCUAUGAAAAAAUGGAAAGCGAGUGA
Messenger RNA from Tetrahymena thermophila SB210, 1533 nucleotides. Its product is annotated as ubiquitin carboxy-terminal hydrolase. The record is from RefSeq and is a predicted model, not a curated record. Gene Ontology annotation, biological process: protein deubiquitination. NCBI's taxonomy places the organism in Eukaryota, Ciliophora, Oligohymenophorea, Hymenostomatida, Tetrahymenidae. Gene Ontology annotation, cellular component: cytosol; nucleus. The transcript has 11 exons. Gene Ontology annotation, molecular function: cysteine-type endopeptidase activity; cysteine-type deubiquitinase activity.